UAAGCAAGAAUUCCCUAUCCUGAGCAAGGCUUUAAGCCUAAAAGAAAGCAGAAAUAGGCACCACCAGCAAUAGAGAUGAGAAAUUCUGACGACCAGCCAAGUGGAGGAACCACAGUAUUGCAGCGUCUGCUACAAGAGCAGCUUCGCUAUGGCAAUCCUAGCGAGAAUCGCAGCCUGCUUGCCAUUCAACAGCAAGCCGCGGGAAACGGCCCACCUUUCUCCAGUGGCGCUGGCAACCCUGGUCCUCAAAAUGAGGUGUUGAGUCCCCAAGACCACCACCAACAGCUUGUAGCUCAUGUCGCUCGACAAGAACCCCAAGGGCAGGAAAUCCAGUCAGAAAAUGCCAUCAUGGAGAAGCAGCUGUCCCCUCGAAUGCAGAACAAUGAAGAACUCCCAACCUACGAAGAAGCCAAGGUUCAGUCUCAGUACUUCCGAGGCCAGCAGCAUGCCAGCGUUGGAGCUGCCUUCUAUGUGACAGGAGUCACCAACCAGAAGAUGAGGACUGAGGGACGUCCGUCAGUCCAGCGACUCAAUCCUGGGAAGAUGCACCAAGAUGAAGGACUCCGAGACCUCAAGCAAGGGCAUGUCCGCUCCCUAAGUGAACGAUUAAUGCAGAUGUCACUGGCCACCAGUGGGGUGAAGGCCCAUCCACCUGUUAACAGCGCUCCCCUCUCCUCACCACAGUCCAACGACCUCUACAAUAAUCCUGCAAGUUCCAGUGAAUUCUACAAGACCCAAGGGCCAACUCCCAACCAGCAUAGCCUGAAGGGCAUGGAACACCGAGGCCCCCCACCAGAGUAUCCCUUCAAGGGCAUGCCACCCCAGUCUGUAGUGUGCACAUCCCAGGAGCCAGGGCACUACUAUAGUGAGCAUCGUCUGAACCAGCCAGGCAGAACAGAGGGGCAACUGAUGAGGUAUCAGCAUCCCCCUGAGUAUGGAGCAGCCAGGCCAGCACAGGACAUCUCAUUGCCACUGGCUGCCAGGAACUCUCAGCCUCAUAGCCCUACUUCUUCCCUCACAUCUGGGGGUUCCUUGUCCUUGCUGCAGUCUCCACCAUCCACUAGAUUGUCUCCUGCCCAACACGGCUUGGUUCCAAACCAAGGCGACCACUCUUCUCACCUGCCUAGUAGGCCACAGCAGCAUUUCCUUCCUAAUCAGGCUCACCAGGGAGACCAUUACCGUCUCUCUCAGCCCAGCCUUAGUUCACAGCAACAGCAGCACCACCACCACCACCACCAACCCCAGCAGCAGCCACAGCCGCCGCAGCAGCCGCAGCCAGGAGAGGCCUACCCAGCUAUGCCUCGGGCGCAGCAGUCAUCUGCUUCUUAUCAACCUGUGCCGGCCGACCCUUUUGCCAUUGUUUCCAGAGCCCAGCAGAUGGUUGAGAUCCUCUCAGAUGAGAAUCGGAACUUGCGGCAAGAGUUGGAUGGAUGCUACGAGAAGGUGGCCAGACUCCAGAAGGUGGAAACAGAAAUCCAGCGUGUCUCAGAGGCAUAUGAGAACCUUGUGAAGUCAUCCUCCAAAAGAGAGACCCUGGAGAAAGCUAUGAGAAAUAAGCUUGAAGGGGAGAUUCGGAGGAUGCAUGACUUCAACAGAGAUCUGAGAGAGCGUCUAGAAACGGCCAACAAGCAGCUUGCAGAGAAGGAAUAUGAAGGGUCAGAGGAUACCAGAAAAACCAUCUCUCAGCUCUUUGCUAAAAAUAAAGAAAGUCAGAGGGAGAAGGAGAAACUGGAAGCCGAGCUGGCCACUGCCCGUUCUACCAAUGAGGACCAAAGACGACACAUCGAAAUCCGAGACCAGGCCCUGAGCAAUGCCCAGGCCAAGGUGGUGAAGCUGGAGGAAGAGCUGAAAAAGAAGCAGGUGUAUGUAGACAAAGUGGAGAAGAUGCAGCAGGCCCUUGUGCAGCUCCAGGCAGCGUGUGAGAAACGGGAGCAACUGGAGCACCGUCUCCGGACACGACUGGAGAGAGAACUGGAAUCUCUCAGAAUUCAGCAGCGCCAGGGCAACUCGCAGCCCACCAACGUUACAGAAUACAGCGCCACUGCUCUGAUGGAGCUGCUCCGGGAGAAGGAGGAGAGGAUCUUGGCCCUGGAAGCUGAUAUGACCAAGUGGGAGCAGAAGUACUUGGAGGAGAAUGUGAUGAGACAUUUUGCUUUGGAUGCCGCUGCGACCGUGGCUGCUCAGAGAGACACAACAGUCAUCAGCCACUCUCCAAACACCAGCUAUGACACAGCCCUAGAAGCUCGCAUCCAGAAGGAAGAAGAAGAAAUUUUGAUGGCCAACAAGCGUUGCCUUGACAUGGAGGGCAGGAUUAAGACCCUCCAUGCCCAGAUUAUUGAGAAGGACGCCAUGAUCAAAGUACUCCAGCAGCGUUCUCGGAAAGAGCAGAGUAAGACAGAGCAGCUGUCAUCCAUGCGUCCAGCUAAAUCGCUGAUGUCCAUUUCCAAUGCUGGUUCAGGCCUGCUCUCUCACUCUUCCACCCUGACGGGGAUACCCAUCAUGGAAGAGAAACGGGAUGACAAGAACUGGAAGGGGAGCCUAGGUAUUCUCUUGGGUGGAGACUACCGUGUUGAGUCUGUCCCUUCUGCACCUUCACCUGUGCCUCCCUCGACUCCUCUGCCUUCUGCUCACUCUAAGUCAGGCAGCCGAGAUUGCAGCACCCAAACCGAACGUGGAACGGAACCGAACAAAUCGUCCGCUGUUGCUCCAAUCUCUCUUCCUGCUCCAGUUGCUGCCGCCGCCUCUGCUGCCACCAACACCGCAACCACUGCCACCAGCACCACCACGGUGGUAGCUGCUGUUCCAGUUGCUGCGCCUGCUCCAGCUACUGCCGUUGCCACCCCAUCUCCAGCAAUCGCUGCUGCUGUUGCUGCUGUUUCUCCAGCUGCUGCUGCUGCGAUUCCAGUGUCUGCCUCUGCCGCUGCAGUUGCUCCGGCUCCUGCUGUUCAGGUUGUUCCAACCGCCUUGGUUCCAGUUCUGGCUCCAGUUCCAGCUUCAGCUCCACUUCCAGCUUCAGUACCCGCUCAGGUGUCUGCGCCGACUCACACUCAGGCACCGACUCCGGCUCCGAUUCCAGUUCCAGCUCCAACUCCAGCUUUGGCUCAGCCUGAGGCUCCUGCAAGUCCAGCUACCGGUUCUGGAUCAUGCCGUGUACCUAUCCCAAGUUUGGCCUGCAGUGUAGACAAAACAGAUGGUCCUAUGUUCCACUCCAAUACCCUGGAAAGGAAAACUCCCAUUCAGAUCCUGGGACAGGAGCCUAACGCAGAGUUGGUGGAAUAUCUCAUCUGA
Molecule: messenger RNA, 3288 nt
Organism: Elephantulus edwardii (Cape elephant shrew)
Lineage: Eukaryota; Metazoa; Chordata; Mammalia; Macroscelidea; Macroscelididae
Gene: AMOT
Product: angiomotin
Exons: 12
Coding region: 76-3288 (1070 amino acids)
Biological process (GO): hippo signaling; actin cytoskeleton organization; establishment of cell polarity involved in ameboidal cell migration
Cellular component (GO): plasma membrane; cytoplasmic vesicle; lamellipodium
Molecular function (GO): signaling receptor activity
Source: RefSeq, a predicted model, not a curated record